AUGGUCAUCCCUGGCUUCCACCCGUUCACGCGACUGAUGCUGACCUACUACCACUUGAAGGUGAUCCACGGUGGCAUCACGGUGACGCUCGCCAGCGUCCGAGACGAGUUCUGGCCGUUGAACGGCCGCCGCGCGGUGCGCAACGCGAUUCGCCGCUGCUUCAGAUGUUGCCGAGCGAACCCCCAACCCAUCCAGCAGCCGAUCGGUCAGCUGCCCGUCGCCAGAGUCACCGCCAACGAAGCGUUCACCUGCACCGGCGUCGAUUUCUGCGGGCCGCUGUAUUUGAAACCAACGCACCGCCGCGCCGCAUCCCGCAAGUGCUAUGUCGCGGUCUUCAUCUGCCUGAGCACUAAGGCCGUCCACCUGGAGCUGGUCAACGAUCUGUCCACUGCAGCGUUCCUGAUGGCCCUGACCCGGUUCACCUGGAGAAGAAACAAGCCGAGUCACAUCUACUCCGAUAACGGAACCAAUUUCAUCGGAGCCAAGAACGUCCUUCACCAGCUGUACCAGAUGCUGCAGCCCGGACCCGAAAGCGACAAGAUCGCCAAGCACCUGGCGGACGACGGCAUCCAGUGGCACCUGAUCCCCCCGCGCGCUCCCAACUUCGGCGGUCUCUGGGAGGCUGCUGUUAAGGUGGCCAAGAAGCAUCUCGUCCGGCAGCUCGGAAACUCACUGCUGUCCUUCGAGGAGUUGACCACGGUGCUCACUGCGAUCGAAGGCUGUAUGGACUCCCGCCCUUUAACCCGGCUGUCGGAGGAUCCCAACGAUCUGUCCGCGCUCAAUUCAAUACCUUUUAAAAAUGUAUAA
Molecule: messenger RNA, 807 nt
Organism: Culex pipiens pallens (northern house mosquito)
Lineage: Eukaryota; Metazoa; Arthropoda; Insecta; Diptera; Culicidae
Exons: 1
Coding region: 1-807 (268 amino acids)
Biological process (GO): DNA integration
Molecular function (GO): nucleic acid binding
Source: RefSeq, a predicted model, not a curated record